GACGUCCUGACCCUACAGGCCUGCGGAGCCGUGGUACAGCCCUUUGUGAAGGGCCACCCGAGGCUUUGGCGACCCGAAGCAGACAUGACGAAGGACGAUGGUACCCUUAUUGCCGUGGCGUUGUGUCCAGAUUCUCGCCUCCCUCCGACUUUGCUGAACCGACUCAGAAACGGGGCACAUCUCUUGCCUCAUGCAAAUCGGGGCCUUUGUAUGGGCAAUAUCAGGGCUGGUGCCUACGAUGGGCAAUCAUCUGCUAGUCACUGGCCUGGGCAACAAGCCACGAUAGGCCAAUUAUUGGGCCGGCCAUCAUGCAUGUACCGCCGUGGAAAGUGGUUUCAGACGCAGAAGCAAGGCCGGCCCAAAGCAGCGGGACGAAAUGCGUAUCCACUCGAUGAGGGCGUGGCUAGUCUGGGCGCAGGUUGCUUAGAAAUGAAUAACUCAAGCCAUCAGUGCACGCCUAAAGAGAGAAAAGCGCCCAAUAGCGAAUUGGGAAGAUUUUUAAUCAAAAUCGGUGCAGACCCGGAAAAAGGGGAUUUAUGGAAGAUGGGGUGA
Molecule: messenger RNA, 552 nt
Organism: Protopolystoma xenopodis
Lineage: Eukaryota; Metazoa; Platyhelminthes; Monogenea; Polystomatidea; Polystomatidae
Source: the annotation of a GenBank genome assembly